AUGAGUCACGUAUCGAAAAAUCUCACUGAUAUUUUACUUAAAAUAGAAACAGCUUACCAAUCAUCUCCAUCAGUAGGCCAAAAGUUGUGCCGCCUUGUUGCAGUUUCUAAAGAAAAGCCGAUACAGUCUAUCAUAGAAGCAUAUGUCGCUGGGCAAAGACAUUUUGCUGAGAACAAGAUUGUUCAUUUGUUUGAAAAAAGCCAUUCGUCUGAGGUAAUCAAGUGUUGCCCGGAUAUUAAAUGGCAUUUUAUUGGUCGAAUUCAAACCAACAAGAUAAAAAAACUGGCAGGUGUGAAUAACCUGUAUAUGGUGGAGACUGUAGACUCUAUAGAUCAUGCUCAGGUUCUUGAUUCAGCAUGGGGCUCAAUCCACCAUACCCCUUUGAAUAUAAUGAUUCAAGUUAACACAAGUGACGAACCACAGAAAGGUGGAAUAAAACCUUCUGAUGUAGUAGAUCUGCACAAACAGAUAGAAGCGAAGUGUUUGAAUUUGAGGGUUGUCGGUCUUAUGUGUAUAGGGCGAGAAGCAGUAGAUAUCGCUGCGGGCCCGAAUCCAGAUUUCUUGAAACUUGUAGAGUGUAGACAAAUACUAGCAUCUUCUUUAAAAAAGUCUCCUCUGGAUUUUGAAUUGAGCAUGGGAAUGUCUGACGAUUUCGAACAUGCUAUACACCUUGGAAGUACUAAUGUGCGCAUAGGUACUUCUAUAUUUGGACCACGAAAAUCGCAUUAUGUAACUCAACGGCAUGUUACAGAUGAUGAAAAAACUUCCACUUGA
Molecule: messenger RNA, 774 nt
Organism: Trichobilharzia szidati
Lineage: Eukaryota; Metazoa; Platyhelminthes; Trematoda; Strigeidida; Schistosomatidae
Source: the annotation of a GenBank genome assembly